AUGACUAAGUCCUCGCCCGCAUUUAUCAAGGAUCGCAUCGAGAACCAUGAGGACAAGGUUUUGCUAGCUCGCAUUGACGAGUACUUCUCAGCUUUCGCCGAUGGCGAUGCUGAGAAAAUGGACAGCAUGGUGACUGAUGAUUAUCGCAUGUCCGACAUUCCCCUUAACAUUGUUCGGUUCCCCAAGCAGGCUUGGUUCGCAGCGAACAAAGGAUUCAGUGGUCUGAUGACAGAUGUCUCAGUUGAGGCCAUUUCGCUCCACGGCAGUUCCGAGCCCGGCUCGUUUGCGGUAUUGGAAAACGUGGUACGGUUCACAUUGAAGAUUGAUCCUCCCGAGGAGGCCAAGCCCAACCUUCCUCCUGGAAUCGGGAAGGGCGAUUCCUCGGGUAUGAUUAUGCUAUCCACGAUCUGGUGGAACAGUGAGGGGAAAAUUACCCGCGAACUGGAGUAUGGAAAGCUGCUAUGGCCCGGAUUUGAUAUCAAUGCCUUCAACGAGUGGUGA
Molecule: messenger RNA, 501 nt
Organism: Penicillium salamii
Lineage: Eukaryota; Fungi; Ascomycota; Eurotiomycetes; Eurotiales; Aspergillaceae
Source: the annotation of a GenBank genome assembly